CAAGACACUAUGGGGGUUCAACAGAGCAAGUAAUGAACUAUGGCUGAGAAAGCUAGAAGAGGUUUUCUAUAACUGUAUAGACGUACCCUCCCGACAGACUCGGGAGCGUUACGCCCAAGCGCCCCAAGACCCGCCAAGCCACCAGGUGGCAGGCGCCGCUCGUCCCACCCCUCCGACCCGCCCGGGACACUGGUUCCAGCGACCCCCGCGCGGAAGUCGUCUGCGCAGGCUCAGGACGGGUCUCUGGCGGCCGGGCUGGGGCGGGGGCAUCGCUUGGAUCUUUGCGGGUUCAGAGACCCCCGGCACACACGGGACAGAGUGGAGAGUGUCCCUCCGUCUGCCUGCCUCCGAGGGGCUGUGAAGGCUUGGAGCUGGGCGCAGAGUUGCAGGGCCGGUCCGUUCCCUGUGAGGGUCUCCCCGGAGUCCCUGUUGUCUCAGGGCGUUGGAGGGGCGCGCGGCACCGAGGUCGCUGGUGUGCCUGUGGCCGUGUCUGCUGCUGGUCUGCGUGGGAUCUGGGUUCCAGAUCCUGGUCCCGGGGAGGAGGGCGGCGGAGCGGAGCCAGUGGGCGGCGGCAGGGCUUGUGAGGGGUGUGGAAGAGCACCGCUCCCACCAGCCGCGCCCCGCGCCGGGAGGCAGGUCCGGGUCUGACAGCUCUGCUUUGGGCCCUGCGGGUCCGCUGGGCAUCGUCGCGCGGAGUGGGAAUGCCCCGUGUCACCCAGCUUGCUUCCUUCUCCCUGAACCCCGGGAGGACUGCAGAGCUGCGACCAAAGGAUAGAGACUUGAACCUGGUCAAAGGACAUCGUCCCUGAGCCCCAGCUAUGGGCUCCACAGCAUCAGGUUUGGCUCUCGAGGGUGCCGCGGGCCAGAAGCCGUCUUGGGGAGUUAGUACCGAGCCUCGUAGGAGGAGGACCCUAGGAAGGGGAUGGAUAAGGGGCAGGAUCUGCAACCGCCCUCCCUGUGGUGGUGUCUAACCUUUCAGGCUCAGGAGCACGAGGUCCCAGCACCCAGAGACCAUGAUGAAGGUGGAGGGGACACCUGUCCCAGAGGCCAAAGGAGAGAGAGGAGAGCAGGAGGGGGUCUCUUCCUGCUGUGACAGGGAGAAGGCAAACAAACCUAUGAAAGAGUGGCCCUUGGCCAGGGACCAGAGGACAGUGGCUCCAUUUGGAGCCUUGCCACCCAUUUCCUUUAUCACUUCAUUAAGUGAUAAUGUUCUUCCAGCUCAGCUGUGUACAAGAUCAGCAGUGCACACGGUGGGCCUCUUCUGUGACCAACCCCCUCCCACUCCUGUUGGGGACAGCACAAUCCAAGUGACCCAGGAGGUUUUAAGCCAUUCCUUUCUUUAGAAUCUCCUGUCCUUCACCAAGUGGGCAUUUUAAUUUGACUUUUCAUUCUUCAGUGCACAUGCUCAAGGUCAGAGAACUGGCCAAUGGCAGAAGUGGGCCAAAUCUCUGGGACUUCUACCGCCUCUUUUCCUGUAUGCCUUCUGGUCUGUAGACCAGCAGCACAGGCAUCACCUGGAAGCUCUUAAGAAAUGCAGACUCUCAGGCUCUACCUCGCAUCCACUGAACCAGUCUGUUUAGCAAGAUCCUCAGGAAUCCAUACGCACAUUAAAGUUUGAGAAGUGCUGACCUGUGCUAUACUAUGCUGCCUGCCUGCCUCUGCUUUUGAUGUUGUAGUUGGUGGCCUUAACCACUUCUUUGGCAUGGUUAAGGUUAGUUUUUUGUUUGAAGGCUUUAGAAACAGUAUGAUACAAAGCUCUAUAAUAGAGGGGCUCUCAAAAUACACUGCAGAGACCUGAUGGUGCUUGAGAACACCGAGGGCAGCUUUUCAGGAAGAGCUGGCCUCUGAGCGGGGUUCCCAAGGAUAAGCGGAGAGGUGUAACUUCUUCCAUUAAGGCCUAUAACCCUACGUGGCCUUGUCCUGGGCCUUAUUUUGUAUUGUUAACCUGUCUUAUACCCUCAGUGUGCAUUUAAAGUUCCUUGAAGCUCCUCUCCAUGUUUAUAUUUUCAAAAGGCCUAGAGGACCUACAUAUUGGCGACCCAGUAAAUAACUCUCAAAUGGAGUGGCCAGACUGUGAUCACACUUCAGCUCGCUGCAGCUUGCUGUGGCCUAUAGGCAGGUGGGGACCUUAUGCAGCUGUACAAGGGCAGCCUCUGCCCUGCCCCUCAGCUCCCUUUGGCCCAGUAUUGUCCCCAGAACCAUGGAGGUGACACGCUGACGUGGGGAGUCUGGGAGCUGUAAACCCCAUGAGGGUUAGCCUUCCUCAUGGCUCCUUUUACCUUCCUAGUUCUCCCUUCUCAGGACCCUGCUCUUCCUCCAGAGGGAUACACAGGAGAAAAGGGAACAGCCAGUUUACUCCUGAAAGCCAGGCCCCAGGACCUGAUGACAUUUGAGGAUGUGGCUGUGGAAUUCACCUGGUGGGAGUGGGGGCAGCUGGACGCUGCUCAGAAGGACCUGUACCGGGAGGUAAUGCUGGAGAACUUCAGGAACCUGGCCUCCCUGGGGUUUCCAGUGUCCAAACCACAUGUGAUCUGCCAGUUGGAGAAAGGGGAAGAGCCUUGUAUGAUGGAAAGAGAAGUCUCAACAGGGGCCCACCCAGACUGGGAGAGAAGGCCUCAAGCCAAGGAAUCAAUGCUAAGUCAAGGAAUUUCCAAAGAAUUACUCCAGAUAGCAUCAGUGGGAAAACACAUUAGAGAUGAACUCUGGUGUUCCAGACUGGGAGCAGCUUGUGGUUGUGAAGACCAGUUAGAGAUGCACCCCCCAAAACAGGAGAGACAUCUGAAAGAAACGUCACUUACUCACAAAUCUGCCACCCUUUGGAGAGAUCAUGAAUGGAGUGAAUUUGGGACAAGUUUAGGCCUAAGAUCAGUCCUUGUUAACCAACACUGUGUUCCCACGGGAGAAGGACCCCAUAAAUGUGAUACAGAGUUCAGACAGACUUCAGGGAGAAAUGACUCUCAGAGAACCCACCCAGGGAAGAAAUCUUGCAAAUGUAAUGAAUGUGGGAAGCUAUUCCAUUUCCAAUCGGAACUGAGGCGCCAUCAGAGAUGUCACACUGGAGAAAAGCCCUAUGAAUGCAAUGAAUGUGGAAGGGCCUUUGGUCAUAUUUCGUCCCUUAUUAAACAUCAGAGGACGCACACUGGAGAAAAGCCCUAUGAAUGCAGCGAAUGUGGGAGAGCCUUCAGCCAGAGUUCAUCUCUUGUUCUACACUACAGAUUUCACACUGGAGAGAAACCCUACAAAUGUAACGAAUGUGGCAGGGCCUUUGGUCAUACUUCAUCCCUGAUUAAACAUCAGAGAACACAUACUGGAGAAAAGCCCUAUGAAUGCAGGGAAUGUGGGAGAACCUUCAGCCAGAGCUCCUCUCUCAUUGUACAUUACAGAUUUCACACUGGAGAGAAACCCUACAAAUGUAAUCGAUGUGGGAGAGCCUUCAGCCAGAGUUCAUCUCUCACUCAACACUAUAGAUUUCAUACCGGAGAGAAGCCCUACAAAUGUAACGAAUGUGGAAGAGCCUUUGCUCACACCGCGUCCCUUAUUAAACAUCAGAAAAGUCAUGCUGGAAAAAAAUCCCUAUGAAUUCAGCCAACGUAGGAAGGCUUUAAGCUGGAGCACACACACCACUAAACCUCAGAGAAUAUGUAUUAGAAAGAGAUCCUCUGUGCAUACAGUGUGUGGGAGACUUUUGAUUGGAGGACACAUCUCGUUCAACAUCACACA
Camelus dromedarius (Arabian camel) is the source of this 3720-nucleotide messenger RNA. RefSeq names its product zinc finger protein 514 (gene ZNF514). NCBI's taxonomy places the organism in Eukaryota, Metazoa, Chordata, Mammalia, Artiodactyla, Camelidae. The coding region runs from base 2266 to 3579 and encodes 437 amino acids. The transcript has 4 exons. The record is from RefSeq and is a predicted model, not a curated record. Gene Ontology annotation, biological process: regulation of DNA-templated transcription.